CGACGUGGGGCUGGCCAUGGGGAAGCUCUACGGCAACGACUUCAGCCAGACGACGAUCUCGCGCUUCGAGGCGCUGAACCUGAGCUUCAAGAACAUGUGCAAGCUGAAACCGCUGCUGGAGACCUGGCUGAGGGACGCAGGAACCCGUAGCUAUCCCACAAUGCACCGGUGCAAGCUGAAGCCGCUGCUGGAGACCUGGCUGAGGGACGCAGGUGGGACCCACGGAUCGAUAAAUCCCCUAUUGAUCACUUAUUGAUCACCCAUGGAUCACCCAUGGAUCCCCCAGGGAUCAAUAGGAACCCGUAGCUAUCCCACAAUGCACCGGUGCAAGCUGAAACCGCUGCUGGAGACCUGGCUGAGGGACGCAGGUGGGACCUACGGAUCGAUA
Molecule: messenger RNA, 388 nt
Organism: Pyrgilauda ruficollis (rufous-necked snowfinch)
Lineage: Eukaryota; Metazoa; Chordata; Aves; Passeriformes; Passeridae
Product: POU domain, class 2, transcription factor 3-like
Exons: 2
Coding region: 17-256 (79 amino acids)
Biological process (GO): regulation of transcription by RNA polymerase II
Molecular function (GO): RNA polymerase II cis-regulatory region sequence-specific DNA binding; DNA-binding transcription factor activity, RNA polymerase II-specific
Source: RefSeq, a predicted model, not a curated record